Molecule: messenger RNA, 240 nt
Organism: Mytilinidion resinicola
Lineage: Eukaryota; Fungi; Ascomycota; Dothideomycetes; Mytilinidiales; Mytilinidiaceae
Exons: 2
Coding region: 1-240 (79 amino acids)
Source: RefSeq, a predicted model, not a curated record
AUGCCACGCGACGGCACCGGCGCCUCCGACAACGCUGUCGAGCCCACGAAUAACAUCGUCCACGGUGCUAGCGGCGACACGUCGCUCAACCGCGCCUCGAAAGUCGCACCCCUCCCCGAAGCCGAGAAAGGCGGGGCGCUGGAAGGCCUGAACGCGAGCGGGGGUGGCAGCGUGGGGAAGGCGCAGGGGAAGGGGAAUGAUUCGAAUAAGGAGCCGCUAGUGGAUCAGGUGACGAAGUAG